Benincasa hispida (wax gourd) is the source of this 850-nucleotide messenger RNA. Its product is annotated as homeobox-leucine zipper protein HOX3-like. NCBI's taxonomy places the organism in Eukaryota, Viridiplantae, Streptophyta, Magnoliopsida, Cucurbitales, Cucurbitaceae. The record is from RefSeq and is a predicted model, not a curated record. Gene Ontology annotation, biological process: regulation of DNA-templated transcription. Gene Ontology annotation, molecular function: sequence-specific DNA binding; DNA-binding transcription factor activity, RNA polymerase II-specific.
UCUCUCUCUUUUGCCUCUCUUUGUGUUUGCAUUUUCUACUUUACCUUUCUCUCUCUCUCUCUCUCUCUCUCUCUCCCCCAAAUUUUACAAAUAAAAAACAUCUUCUUCUUUCUUCUUCUUGGUUUCAAUUUCUAUAGCUUCACCAAAGCUCCCAUGGCAAUUUUACCCACCACCUCUUCAAGAUUGGACCUCUCCAUCUCUGUGCCAGGCUUCAAUUCAUUCUCAUCACCACUCCCUCCAUCUGUCACGAGAGAUUUGGACAUGAACAAAGCUCCAGAUGAAGAGGAAUGGAUGAUGGGAAGUAUGGAGGAAGAUGAAGAAAAUAACAAUGGAAGCAUUAACCCAAGGAAGAAGUUGCGUUUAACAAAGGAACAAUCUCAUCUUCUUGAACAAAGCUUUAGACAAAACCAUACCUUAAACCCAAAACAGAAGGAGACAUUGGCAGAAGUUUUGAAAUUGAAGCCAAGGCAGGUUGAAGUUUGGUUUCAGAAUCGAAGGGCCAGGAGCAAGUUAAAGCAAACGGAGAUGGAAUGUGAGUAUCUAAAGAGAUGGUUCGGGCUAUUGACAGAACAAAACAAGAGACUACAGAAGGAAGUGGAGGAGCUAAGGGCAAUGAAGGUGGCGCCGCCGACGGUGAUUUCGCCGCACAGCUGCGAGCCGCUGCCGGCGUCGAAUCUCACUAUGUGUCCACGCUGCGAGCGCGUGACAACCACUGCCCUCGACAAGACCCGCAUUGUCGUUUAAGUUGGUCGGUCGCUGCUCCCCUGUUUUUUUUUUUCUCCACUCAUUCGGAAUCAUCACUCCAUCUAAUUAAUCAAAAUCUGCCUCUUUUUUUUUUUUUUUUUUUUUU